Acaulospora morrowiae is the source of this 837-nucleotide messenger RNA. NCBI's taxonomy places the organism in Eukaryota, Fungi, Glomeromycota, Glomeromycetes, Diversisporales, Acaulosporaceae. The record is from the annotation of a GenBank genome assembly.
AUGGAGGCACCUACCUACACUGUUGCACGUCCUGAUUCUACUUUUGUAAUAACUGAUACCGGUACCGGUACCGUCCCGCCCGCCAGUGAGAUUCCUUCCGGAAUUGUAGUCUAUGGUCCCACCACUACAGUUACUGGGAAUCAGCCGUAUGCUACUUAUACUCUCGAAAGUGGCUCUGCAGUCGAAGUGUUUUCCACUUAUAGCCAAAAUAGCAUUGACCCCAGCCAGGUUCCUUCUGGAUAUACACUUAUCGGUCCCUCUACUACAGUUGUCGGAAAUUCCCCUAUAAGUUCAACUCCCACAGCAUCUGAUGCGCCCGUGUCCUCUGGACCAACCUUAGCUACCGAUAGAUCUCUAACUAGUAGUUCUUUAACUUCUGGUCACGUUUCGGCUAGUGGGCAUUCAGGCUCCAGCAGCCCUACUUCCGGCAAAAUUCCGAACACUUGGGGUAACUACGGACCUGGACCUACGGUCACAAAAUCGGGAACGAUUGCUUAUAAUAGACCCAAUUUCGAUUUAGGAUGUUUCUUAGCCAUCGGAAUGAACAUAGCAUAUUGCUGUUGGAUAUCUCUAAUUGAACGUUAUGAUUGGACAGAAAGCGAUAAAAGAGAGCUUCACAAAAGUAAUAAAGAGAGAGAUAAAAAGUAUAGUUUUCAUGAUUCCUUUGAAAAUAGAACCAGUUACGCAUUGACGUUGAUGGUGGUAGGCCCGCCAACGAGCGAAUCGACCACGCCUGCUAUUAAAUGGGGAAUAUCUACGAUCGGAAAAUCGAGUGUGACGAGAAAAAAGUGGAUGGGCAAACGACAAGAACCUAGAACUAAAACAUGGAAGUUGUAA